This is a messenger RNA of Cuscuta campestris, 1832 nucleotides long. The record is from the annotation of a GenBank genome assembly. NCBI's taxonomy places the organism in Eukaryota, Viridiplantae, Streptophyta, Magnoliopsida, Solanales, Convolvulaceae.
AGACUCCGUUUUUGAUUGACUAGGUUUUUGUUAAUCCAAGGAGUGGGAAGAGAAAUGGGUGUAGAACAUGGGAAGCUGUGGCUCCUAUAUUUUCACAAGCUGAAGUGAAGACAAAGGUCACUGUAACAGAGAGAGCAGGACAAGCGUUUGAUGUAAUGGCAUCCAUCUCAAACAAGGAGCUUAAUUCAUAUGAUGGUGUGGUAGCUGUUGGUGGAGAUGGGUUCUUCAAUGAAAUCCUCAAUGGCCUUCUUUUGUCCAGGCAUAAAGCUCCAUACCCACCACACCCAGCAGAAUCUAUUCAACCUGUCAACGAUGGUUGCAAUGUGACGGUCCAUGAUACAGAUGGAAACAUAGCAGAACCUUCUGAUAAUAAUAAUAAUAAUAAUGAAGACCGCUCCCCUCUUCUCCCUCAUUCUGAGCUUGAUGGAAGGCAAGGAGUCACUUGCAAGGGAGGUUAGUUAGUUUACUGUUCACGGCUGUCAACUGAAUUUGUGGGAUAUAUCAUUCAAGAAGUCUUCUUUCAUCUGUCAUUCCUAUAAACAACAACUUGUUAACCAAGCUUUCGUUUAGAUCUUGCUUCAUUUCUGAACUUUGGUUUUGUCAUGGUUUGGACAAACAGAUGGGGAUUCUUUUUUAUUUCCGAAUGAACAUUUCAGGUUUGGGAUAAUUCCAGCAGGAUCAACCGAUGCCAUCGUUAUCUGUACCACAGGUGCUCGGGAUCAUAUAACAUCUGCAUUGCAAAUUGUGCUUGGCAAAAGUGUCUGCCUUGAUAUUGCUCGAGUUAUAAGAUGGAAAUUAUCAUCCACCUCAAAGGAUGAUGAACCCUCUGAGCGCUAUGCAGCCUCCUUUGCUGGGUAUGGAUUUUAUGGAGACGUAAUCACAGAAAGUGAAAAAUAUCGCUGGAUGGGCCCAACAAGAUACGAUUUUGCAGGAACUAAAGUAUUCCUCCGACACAGCUCAUAUGAAGCAGAAGUCACAUAUUUGGAAGCUGCAGAUUCAAAGAAAGGCGAAGAGGGAGGUGUAGCGGGUAGUAAUAGGAUGAAAGCAGCACUUGCACGUAAGAAGCAGGAAAGAAAUGUUUGCCGUGUGAACUGCACUGUUUGCAACUCAAAAGCUAGUGACACAUCAGCAGGGAAAGAGGAGAGACCGGACGAAGAGCCAUAUUCGUCAAGAAAAUGGUUGAAGUCUAAAGGACGGUUUCUGAGUAUAGGUUGUGCAAUAAUAUCUUGUCGCAACGAAAAAGCUCUCGAUGGACUUGUGGCCGAUGCUCAUCUUUCAGAUGGUUUCUUUCAUCUUAUAUUGAUCAGAGAUUGCCCUCAUGCUUCUUAUUUAUGGCAUCUUACGCAGCUAGCAAAAAAAGGCGGGAAUCCCUUGGAUUUUCAAUUUGUUGAACACUGCAAGACUAGGGCUUUUACUUUCACUUCUUUUGGAAAAGAGAGUGUGUGGAACAUAGACGGCGAGCCAUUCCGGGCCCAUCAACUGUCGGCCCAAGUUUUCCGUGGCCUCAUCACUAUGUUUGCUACUGGGCCUGAAGUUUAGCUGCUAAGAAUGGUGUGUGCUUUUACAAAAUGUUUUGCUAUGUGGUUCUUGAAAUGGAUCUUCACACAGUUCUGACUUGGCAUAGUUGAUUGCUAAGCCCUCACUUUCUACCCCCAUCUGGGCUAGGCCCGUUGGACCAGUCUGCUCGGCAAUACAACCGAGGUUGUCGGGCUGAGAAUUUUUUGGCCCGAUCUGAAGCGGACCUAAGAGGGCCAAGCCCAAACAAGCUUCUGAAUGAAAUGAGCUCAUCUAAGUCUAGUUUUAUUGAAGUACAAUGAAUGCUUGUAGCUGAA